This is a messenger RNA of Pygocentrus nattereri (red-bellied piranha), 5986 nucleotides long. RefSeq names its product solute carrier family 26 member 6 (gene slc26a6.2). Gene Ontology annotation, biological process: transmembrane transport. The record is from RefSeq and is a predicted model, not a curated record. The transcript is spliced from 19 exons. The coding region runs from base 522 to 2678 and encodes 718 amino acids. Gene Ontology annotation, cellular component: membrane. NCBI's taxonomy places the organism in Eukaryota, Metazoa, Chordata, Actinopteri, Characiformes, Serrasalmidae. Gene Ontology annotation, molecular function: bicarbonate transmembrane transporter activity; chloride transmembrane transporter activity; secondary active sulfate transmembrane transporter activity.
GCAACCCUCCUUCUCUUGGAUGGGAGACUUUGCUCUUCAGCCCGGGGGAUUCUGGGAACGAAUAUCUGCGCAUGUAGACCACAUUAAUAGCAGACAGAAUAGGAUAUACAUUAACAAGGGAGCCUGAAGACACUAAGAGGGGCUGAGAGACGUAGAGAGGGUCACAGCUUUUCUGUGCAGGAUAACAAACAACAACGACUCAUUCAAACUCAAACUGAUAACUACAGAACAUUUCAUCUUAAAUCUUGAAUACAGGAUUAGUUCUUACAGGUUCUCUUUGCUGAGUUCAUGAUAGUGAUCUACAACUUUUCCAGGUGGUCUGCUAAUCUACUGCUGAGGCUAAUCACUCCAGAAGACAGGCUUUAACUAGUAGUUAAACUAGUAGUAGAUUUGGUGUGGACUGUUUGAGGUGAGAACCAUCGUUCGCAUUGUCUGCUUUAGAAAGACACCACAGAAGCACCUGAAGGUCCUCGGAUAGAAAAGAAGGAAGGCUGUGAAGGAGCCACAGUGCUGAAAGCAGGAUGGAGGAGAUGGAGGACAGAAGAAGGGUGGGAUACCACAUCCACCGGGACGUCAUGGGUGAAAUCGAAGUCGAUUCUGUGGCACAAAAAUCAGAAGUCAACACUUCACUUUUGGACAAGUUUAAGGAGUCGAUGAGGUGCUCUGGUCCUCGUGCGAAAAGCUGUUUCCUGUCAUCUGUUCCUCUGCUGUUCUGGCUGCCACGUUACCCAUUCAAAGAAAAUGUUUUUGGAGAUCUGGUCUCAGGAAUCAGUGUGGGCAUCAUGCACCUGCCACAAGGUAUGGCAUAUGCAUUGCUAGCUGCUGUACCUCCUGUGUUUGGUCUCUACUCCUCUUUCUACCCGAUCCUCAUCUACUUCAUCUUCGGGACUUCUAAACACAUCUCAGUAGGUACGUAUGCCGUGAUGAGUGUAAUGAUCGGCAGUGUAACAGAGCGUCUGGCUCCAGAUUCAGAGUUCAUUGUGUGGACUAAUAAUUCCAACGAGAGCUUCAUAGACACGGCGGCUCAGAUUAAUAAACGAAUCGCAAUUGCUGCAGCUGUCACCUUCCUCUCCGGCAUCUUUCAGCUGCUCUUAGGUCUGGUGCAGUUUGGCUUCGUUGUGACGUAUCUCUCAGAGCCUCUGGUUAGAGGCUAUACUACAGGAGCAGCCAUUCAUGUCAUGGUCUCCCAGUUGAAAUACAUGUUUGGGAUCAACCCCCAGCGCUACAACGGACCCCUCUCUCUUAUAUAUACAGUGUUGGAUGUGUGUUCAUUGCUUGGUGGGACAAACAUCGGUACACUGGUUGUGAGCAUAGUAACCAUCGUGUGUUUGGUUUCUGCUAAGGAAGUGAAUUCAUUGCUGGCACGCAAACUUCCCGUUCCUAUACCGGUUGAGCUCAUAACUAUUAUUAUAGCCACUGCGGUGUCAUGGCGGUUUGAUUUCAAGACUCUGUAUGAAGUGGAGGUUGUAGGCGAAAUUCCAUCAGGUCUGCAGCCUCCAGUGUUGCCUGAUUUCUCUCUGAUGGGGACUAUGGUUGGUGAUGCGUUCGCUCUGGCUGUUGUGGGAUAUGGAAUUGCCAUCUCUCUGGGCAGAACCUUUGCUCUCAAAUAUGGCUACAAAGUUGACAGCAACCAGGAACUGAUAGCCCUUGGCCUCUGUAACUCUGUUGGAGGGAUGUUCCAGUGUUUUGCCAUUAGCUGCUCUAUGUCUCGCACGAUGGUGCAGAUUAGCACAGGAGGAAAGACUCAGAUCGCAGGUGCUCUAUCAGCAGUGGUGAUGUUGGUGAUUCUGCUGUGGAUUGGAUCACUCUUUGAGGAGCUGCCAAAGGCGGUGCUGGCUGUUAUUAUCAAUGUGAACCUGCAAGGUAUGUUUAAGCAGUUUAGCGACGUCUCUGGCCUCUGGAGGACCAAUAAAGUGGACAUGCUGGUUUGGCUGAUGACAUUCAUUCUGACAGUGCUUCUGAAUCCUGAUGUGGGUCUGGCCGCCUCUAUCGCCUUCUCCAUACUGACUGUCAUAUUCAGAACUCAGCUACCCAAAUACUCUCUCCUUGGUCAGGUCCCUGGUACUGACAUUUACAGGCCAGUGGAGGACUAUAAUCAGGUUGUGCAGAUUCCUGGUCUGGUGAUUUUCCGUUCUUCUGCUACUCUGUACUUUGCCAAUGCUGAGAUGUACGCAGAUCACCUAUAUGAGAAGAGUGGGGUAGAUAUAACGAAGCUCCUCGUACACAAGAAGAAACUAGAGGCAAAGCGACUCAGGAAAGAGAAGAAAGAACAGAAAAAGGCAAAGAAAGAGGCGAAGAAAAGAGCAGUGGAGAUGUUGGAGGCACCAGAACUAUCGGAUAAGGAGGAGAAGUUGGCCGUGGCAAUAGUGGCUGAACCAGAGCUUGAUCCCUGCUGUGACUCCGGCCUGCCCAAAGCCAUCAUACUGGACCUCAGUCCUGUUAACUUUUUGGAUACGGUGGGACUUAAAACGUUACGUGAUAUCCAUAGAGACUAUGGGGAUGCUGGAGUUAAAGUGCUCUUAUCAGGCUGUCAGAGCUGUGUUAUUGAGAAUCUAGAAAAGGGAGGUUUCUUCAAUGACAAAGUAACUAAGGCUGUUCUCUUCUCCACUGUGCAUGAUGCUGUUCUGCAUUGUCAACAGGGAGACACAAAGGAGGCCAUGAAGGGAACACAUUUCUAAAUCCAGAUCUAUAUUGUACACGGAACAGACUGAGUAUUGCAUAGAUGAGAUAUGUGCCUUUUCCUAACACCAGGGAAUUGUGUCUCAUUAGAAAAUGUGUGUCAAUAGAAAACCAACUGAAAACGGUCUUUUUGCAGGAAACUGACUGAAAAUGUUCCUAAAUUAACAACUGUUACUGUACAUUAAUUCGUUUCGGACCAUUUCUGUUGGUCCAUUAUUUUUUUAAAUGUUCGCCACGUAAAGAGCAGAUGGUACUUUUACAUGGGAAUUAAUCAAAGAAAAAACAGGCUACAAGAUUUUCUUGUGAUAGUAACUACAUAAAUCAAUUUCUACAUAAAUCAAUAGUUGAGAUGCAAACAAUGUAAUUCAGAGUGGUUUGAUGUAAAAUGGUUCAUGUAGACAAACUUACUGACUAUGAUUUCUUUGCAACAGUGGUGAUAAAGGUGAUUGUGCAUACAUUGCAAAUAUGCUCAUUUUAUUUGCUAUUAAAAAUGACAAGUGAAACAGCAUGGUGAGUUUUCACGUGUAGUGUUGGUAGUGCCACCUUUCCCAUAUAAAUGCUUUUUUUAAAUGUUUUAGGCCAAAACAUUUUCCAAAACUUUCAUAAAACGAUGUCUCAGGCAUCAGACAACACCUUUAUAACUGUUGUGUGUAAUAGCUUAGCCUAUGGGAUCUUUUAGAUGUCUUAAAUGCUUCAUAUGACUAGUGCAUUGUGAAUAAUUCUGAUUCAAAUUCUUCUUCAGAGUGCCACAUUUCCCAUCACGCCACUCUUUAUGACUUUGUUUACACCUUAACUUUGAACUUUUGUGAAAUUUUGAAAGAUAGGUGGAAUUCCCCUUUAAUAAAGGUCACUUGGGAACAGAGAUCAUCUGAAGAAACCUGCAGUACCACCACAAUACAUAAACUUCAGCCUGAUGUAAUACAAGCCCGAGCUGUCAUUACAUACGUAAUAGGAGGUUAACGACAGAGCGAGAGUUUAAGAGCAGGGUGUAAAGUUUAGUGCGCCACCUAAACAUUAUACAAUGUCUAGAACCUGUAUGACACACAGUGUAAAGUCAUCUAGUGUGUGAUUAGGCACAUCUGUUAACACCCCCACAGACUGGCACAGUCUGGGUUUAUAAUCACUGUCAGUGGCAUAUUAAAUUCAGAUUAUAACGAGUGGUUAUUUUUUCCCAUUACUCCAUCAUAGUUACAUCAUAGGAGCCACUUUAAGCCUAUUAUCUGAGGGUGUGCAUCUGUGGAGGAGGCUUUGUAUUUUUUUGUUUGUUUGUCCUCAUAGGAGAAGUCGAACCUAUUUAGCUUCAUUAUCUGAGUCUGAUAAAAGAUUCUCCCAAGGAUUUCAGCAGAUUUAGAGCAGAUUUUACCAGAAGCUUAUGCAAGGAGAGUGGAGGAGUCCUGCGUUUUUUCUGUUUUAAGAUGUAAUCCUUGAAAAUAAAGCAUACAAAUUGGUAAUAGCUUAAAUCAUAAUGACCACUAACAAAUUAAAGAGACUUAAAAAAAAAAAGACUCUUUUACACAUUUUUUUUCCCGUUUACAUCAGACUUAAUUUGUUUUAGCUUAAACAAAUAAAUAACCUAGCUGCCUUAAAAUGAGUUUGACACACCUCUGCUGGUAAGUUUAUAAUAAUAAUAAUAAUAAUAAUAAUAACAACAAUAAUAGUAGUAGUAGUAGUAGUAGUAAACUGUUACGUUAUUAUUUGAUUAAAUCAAAAAGAAAUCAAACUUUAAAUGCAGCCUUGUUAACCCCCUAAAAUCGCAGGCUUGUAUUAGUAUUAUUCAGUAACUACAGAAAUUUCAGUGCAAACUGGUUGGGCUGUUCUUACCUUAUAAAAGUGUGUAAGAAAACUUAAAACCAUUUUUAAGUUCGAACACUAAAUCAUCCUUCAGAGUGAAUGUAAAAAAUGGCUCUGUAUGUAUGUGGUCAUUAUAGUGAUAACAUGUGCAGUUGCAUAACAAACACUAUUCAUGAGAAAGGCAUGACUUGUAUGAACUGCACCUAACUGGCCAUAAAGCUAAACUCACAGCUGUGCCUAUGAUUGAAUUUCAUGCUGGUAGUGAUGUUUGGCACAAGGUUCUCAUGCACGUUUUACAGGUGAAACUUCAAUGUUUAUUUUUGUGCUUUUGUGCACGAGUUAUUCAAGUUCUGUCACAUUCUAUGCCAUUGACCUAUUCAUGCUCCGCCCACAAGUCCUUUGAGUGGCUUCUGCGAAGCUGAGUAUGAAAUUUUGUCUUGUGAAGGUGGAAAUCAAAGUUUGGGGUGAUGGCUCACUCAUCAACACUGUAUCACAAACGGCAAGCCUGUUGUUAGCUCUGCGAAUGCAACUGAAGUCAGCAUGGCUGAAAAGUCAUGUGCAUCACAUGUGUAGAGAACAUAUUGCAUGCAGUAAAAAGAAAAAGUUCUGUUAGCUAAUGGUAGUAUUUGUGUUAUCGAUUGUACUCUGAAUGAUAAAAGAGUGCAGGCUAAAGGAAUUUGGGGGUGGGUUUUAGAGGGGACAUACCCCUCUUUGUAUUAGAUUCGCCAACCACAUGUAAUGAAACUAAGGUUGAGCGAGCAAAAAGAUGGAUACAAUGUGAUGAAUAUAGUUUGGAGAUUAGCUGUCUAAUGUGAAGUUUCUGUUUACUCAGCUUGACUGGUUUGUGCUAAUCAAGAAUAGUCUGGAAAUGACAAUGAAUUUUCCAUUAAGCUUUUACAUGCAUACAAAAUCAAUGUCAUUUGAAAUUAUUACACUUUAAAUGUUAACAUUCUGUAAACAGUUUCUCGUGACAGCUGUACAUGCCAGUGUACAGUUUCAAAUGCCAGCAUCCUGUAAAACCUGUCCAACUUGACUUCAGUUGCACAACAAAAGAGCACAUUUGGAGGCAGAGGUUAGAUUCAAGGCACUGCACAAAAGCUUAUGACUGCUUGAGGACCCACCUGCAGUGGCUUGUUAUUGAUUCUCUCAAGCACAGCCUGCACACUCAGUGAUACUGUUGCAAACUGUCAUAUCUUUAUGUAUUGUUUCAUUUUAUGGACAUUUUCUGUGAGGUUUUCAUUGUUAUUGUUGUAAAUAGUAAUGUUGUCAGUCCCUCAGACCAUCAUAGUUUAUAUCUUAAAAUAUUUAGGAGUGUCACUUGUGCAUAUAUAAACAAAUUUAUUUUCAUGGAGGUAAUGCAGGGAAUGUCUUAUAAGGCUUUAUAAAUGUAUUGUAACUUUUUUCUCUAUCUAUUAUAAACUCCACUAAGCAUUUUGUAUGUUGUCAUGUAAAACCAUUGAUUGGUUUGUAUUUGUUGUUGGAAUUCUGAAUAAACAGUUUUGCUUCUGGAACAGUA